This is a messenger RNA of Effrenium voratum, 837 nucleotides long. The record is from the annotation of a GenBank genome assembly. Lineage: Eukaryota; Dinophyceae; Suessiales; Symbiodiniaceae.
AUGCUCGAAGUCAGCCAGGUCACCCGUCGUUUCGGGACCAAUGUCGCCGUCGACAAUGUGACGAUCGGCAUUCCCGAAGGGCAGAUGGUGGGCGUUAUCGGCGCCUCUGGCGCGGGCAAGUCGACGCUGCUGCGGAUGAUCAACCGGCUGAUCGACACGACCGAGGGCAAGAUCGUCUUCUCCGGCACGAACGUGUCGGCGCUGCGCGGGCAGAAGCUGCGCAACUGGCAGCGCGACUGCGCCAUGAUCUUCCAGCAGUUCAAUCUGGUGCCGCGUCUCGACGUUCUGACCAAUGUGAUGCUCGGGCGGCUCAACCACCGCUCGUCGGUGGCAAGCCUGUUGAACAUCUUCUCCGAUCAGGAACGCGCCAUGGCGAUCGCGGCGCUCGAACGGCUGGGCAUCGAGCGCGCCGCGAUGCAGCGCGCCGGGACGCUGUCGGGCGGCCAGCAACAGCGGGUCGCGAUCGCGCGCGCCCUGAUGCAGCAGCCCAAGGUCAUUCUCGCCGACGAGCCGAUCGCGUCGCUCGAUCCGCGCAACGCUCAGAUCGUCAUGCAGUCGCUGCGCGACAUCAACCGCAAUGACGGCAUCACCGUCGUCACCAAUCUGCACACGCUCGACACCGCCCGCACCUUCUGCGAGCGCAUCAUCGGCAUGCAGGCCGGCAAGGUCGUGUUCGAUGGCGGACCGGACGAUCUGACAGAGGCCGCCGCCCGGUCGAUCUAUGGCGCGGACGGGCUCGAGGAUGCGUUCUCCGAAGCCGUCACCUCGACCAGCCUCGCGCCGGCAAGGCCCGCACGCGCCAAGGAAACCAAGGAACCGGCGCUGGUUGGCGCCUGA